AUGGCUACGCCGACUGUUCAAGUUGAUGAUAAGUAUAGGAAAGUCAAACGUGCUGAACUUGAAGAGUUUUUUAAAGAUCUGGAUAUAAAGAAAAAAGAUUUGGAUAAGAUAAUAGAAAAUGAGCUCGAGGCAUUGCCUGAAUCAGUACAGAACAAGCCAUACAUCGCUGCAUCAGCCCCAGGCAGCGUUAGAACUGAGUAUCAAGUGAUGACAGGUCAACCGUUCACGGAAGUUGGUGACCACUCUAAACCAUUAUCUGACGAGGAAAUUAAAAAUGUCACUAAAAAUAAUCCAAUUUUAGCUGAAAAAGCAAAGCAAAUACAAAUUGUAAUUAACUCUGAUCGUAAUAAUAGAGAUAUGACGGUACCAUUAAAUCAAAUUAAUAUUUCUAAUUAUAAUGAAAUAAAAGCUGAAUUGGCAUCAGCUGCAGGCGAUCCCGAUGAAAUAAAUAGGAUAAAAUACAAACACAUGCAAGCUUUAUUUAAUUCAGUAGAAAAUUACAAGAACAAAAUGACUGAUGAGGAUCAGGUUGAUAAAGGAAAAGACGGAGAAAGUAUGAUAGAUUCUUCAAGUGAUGACGAAGAGUUUGAAGCUAUUGAUAAAUGUGUAGCAGAAUGUACAAAUAAAUCCUAUGAAACAAGGUUUCAAGAGACUAAAGAGAUGUUACUGAGAGUAGCUGAUAAAUAUGACGAUCCUAAUAUAUCAGAAAGCGAGAAGAGUAAGCCUAAUGAAGUAGAAAGUUACCCUAUUCUAAAAGAAUCUUCAUCAUGUUUGAUUAAAGCGUCAAAGCAAUCUUCUAUUUUGCAAGACGUUAAAGAAACAUAUGCCAUUAAUAAAGCUAUGAAUAUACCUCUACAAGACAACCCGGUAAAACUAAACCUUAACCGAAAACCAGAGGAGAAAGUCAAGAAACAACUUGACAAAAAGAAAUCAGCAAUGCUAGAAAAACUAACAGAUACUGAAGAAGCUCUCUUAAAAAUUGAUAAUAUUUUGAGCGAUUCAAUUCCCAACAAAGAUUUAGAUGAUAAUUUGAAAGAUUCUGUUCAAAUCGACAAAAUUGAGAACAAAAACCAUAUUGUUGAAAACAAUGACAUUCCAAGUAAUGAUUCCAAAGAAAAAUUCGAUGAGAAAAUGGAAGAAACACUACACAAUGCAUUAGAAAACAUUUUUGAAAUAGGCAAGAAUGAAAAUAAGGAAAAUAAUGAAUUAGAAUUCAAAGAAAUGAAAAAUUUGGCUCGAAACAUUGUUGAAGGUGCAGAAAAUCUCAGCACUCUUAUAAGAGAAGAUAUAACUAACAAACUUAACACCAUGAAUGAACUAUUAAAUGACGUUAACGAAGCAUUGGAAAAUUCUAGAAAAUCUAAUAUCGCAUACCAGAAGAUGAAAGAAGAAGGAGAGGUCCGCAAACGGGUUAAAGAAAUAGAAGGAAGUAGAGAGGGACAUAAUUCUGAUUUAAGUUCUGUAUCUUUGGGUGAUAUAGAUAAUAUAAAUCAGGCAAUAUCAAAAAUUAACACAGAAAUAGAAUGCCAAGAAUCCAGAGUUAGCACCAGUCGAUCAAACUAUGUAGCGAGAAGUAAAGAGUGUCAAGAUUUUAUUAAAGAAGUAGAUGUUAUUUUGGAAAAAUCUCACAAAAUCCUACACCCCUGCGACUCCAAAAACGAUGAAGAGAAAAAUAACACAGGCGAUUCUGUUAAGAGUAAUGUAGGUGAACGCAAGGAGUUGUGGGACGUAGAUUUAAAGCUGAACACAACCAAAAUAGACAACUUACAGAAGCAACAUAUGGAAAGGAACAAGAGAAUUGAUAAUCUAUUGUACGAUAUUAAGGACAAAAUGAAGGAUAAUAAAGAAGUGUUACGACUAGCAAAUAAUCUAUUGAGGCGAGAAGAGGGCAAGAAGAAGUUACAAGAGAAAAAAGUGUCUGAAACACCGCAUAUUGAACACGACGAUAGAGCUAUGGGAGACCAUGUUGGAGUUGAAGAAAAUAAAGAUGAUAAUACUAAAGUUCCUUCGUCUGACAAUGAGAUUACAGUCCAAAAAGAAAUUGAAAUAAAGAAGGAACAGGCUGAAAAAGAGAAACAAAGAGAAUUCCAGUUAAAGCUUGAAAAGGAAAUAGAAGAUAAAGGUCCUAGGAUGACAAAACAGUUUAUAAAAAAUCAUUGUAAACAACACAAGUUGUAUUCGACACCGUAUCUUAAUGAUAUUUUAUAUUUACAUUUUAAGGGUUUUUCCAAAAUUGAAAACUUGGAAGAGUACACUGGUUUGAAAUGUAUUUUCUUGGAAAAUAAUGGCAUCCAACGUAUCGAGGGUUUGGAUACAUUGUCGGAAUUGAAAUGUCUCUACCUUCACUAUAACGUUGUUAGAAAAAUCGAGAAUCUCCAAGGAUGUCCGAAACUUGACACACUUAACUUGGAUCACAACUAUGUUAAGAAGAUUGAAAAUUUAGAUGUCGUUCCUGACUUGCACACUUUAAGUCUUGGCCACAACAUGUUAACAACUGUCGAGGACUUGGAGUCAUUGAGAUUAUGCAACAAUCUGUCAGUGUUAGAUUUAUCUUACAAUCGCUUAGAGGAUCCUCUUAUUGUGGACGUAUUGGCUGACAUGGCGCUUUUGAAAGUGUUAGUUCUGACCGGUAACCCUGUGGUCCGUAACAUUCCCGCCUACCGCAAGACGUUGACUCUCCGUCUGAAGGAGCUCCUCAACCUCGACAACCGGCCCGUGUUCCCUCGGGACAGAGCCUGCGCUGAGGCCUGGCAGCGAGGAGGAGUCCAGGAAGAGAUAGCUGAGAGACGCCGUUGGAUAGCCAAAGAUCAAGAGAAGGUGAUGCAGAGUGUCCGCUACCUUAUAAAGAUGAGAGAUGAGAACAAACAGAAGAGGGAGGCUCGGGAACGAGAGGAGAGAGAGAGUCUCGGCCUGCCACCAGUCGUGCUUGAGGAUGACAGUAUCGAUACUAAAGUGAUAAGUGGCGAGGAAUUGGCUCCUGAUACUAAAUUAGACGAAACUGAAAAGAAAGAACAGUCUGGUGUCGUGCCGGACAUGCUCUCCGGGACGGAAGCUGAAGACAGCACCAGCGAGAGUGAUUCAGACAGCGAUUCCAGUGAAAACAAAACAGAGAUGGGACAAAUAGAAUGGUCGCAGGUGGACCGUGGCAAACAUCUCAUACAAGAACUGAAGGAAGAACAGACACCGGAGGAACAGUGGUCGGGUUUUGGUUUGAAUUCGACCGGAGACAUAAAGACUUCGAACGAGCUACAAGCUAUCAGUAAUCUAUUAUUCAAUGAACCACCUCACGUUAAAACUAAGAGAGUGUCACAGACAUUAAAAGAAUCUAGAGAAAUUUUAAAGGAAGCGUUGAACACUGGUGAAGUUACUGAAGAAGAAAUGAAAACUGAUGCGAGACCAAAACCACUUAUUGAAGUGUUAGAAGAAUAUAACAAGAGACCAAAGAAAACGGAAGAAGAAUGCGUCCCAGAAGUUAUAAAUCUUACCGGAAUUACUGAAGAAGGUGACUUGAUAAUAGACCACGACAAGAAGCUGGCGUAUGAAAGACCAAAGAUUGUAUCACCACCAAAGACUGAGGUGUUUAAAAAAGAAGGAAAUAUCAAAAAAAUUAAGAAAAUGAAGAGAGUUACCAUUAAGCAAGUGAUAGAUGAGGAACCAGAAGACAAUGAAAAUAAAGAAGAGAAUGAAAAGAGAGAUGUUGAAAAUAAAGAAAAACAAAACGAAAAUAAAGAAAAACAAAACGAGACAGAUGUUACAAGUUCUUCUACACAAAAUAUUAGUGUACGCAGAAGAAGCAUCCUCCACAGUGAAGGUCACGGUACAGCUUUUAUGAAUUACAUGAAACAUAUGAAUAAGGAUCCUGACUCCAAGGAGAGUGAUGAAGAUGAAGAUUUGAAGCCGAGCGCCGAAGACGAGGAAAUAUUUAGAGAACUGGAGAAGGAACAGGUUGAGCGAGAGGCCAGGAUCGCUGCGGGGCUACCAGCGGUCGACCCGAUGAAGUUAUACGACGCGGCCACCAUGGAGGCCCACUACAAGCAACUGGAGGCUCCUCCUGCCCACGAACGGGUCACCAGGUGUCAUGUUACUGAGUACAGACAUGAUAAUGUGUUCGACCGGAUCGCUUUGAGCCAACUCACAGGGGGAGAGAGGCCAGAUGAGAAUAAAGCGAAACUAACCCAGGUCCCGGGAGCGGUGUUGUUCUCGUACGUCCACAAACAAACACCCGCCGAAGUUAAUAUUGAGAUAGGAGAAGAAGUUGUAGAUACAGAAGCUUCAACCGCUGGCACGGAGACCAUUCUUAUUGACAGUGACAGUGAUAGUGAUGUGCCUGACACUCCAGACUACAAGAAUGUUAAACUGAGACGACCGACUUCAGCUGGAGUUAGACGAGAUGAAAAAUACACCAAUAAUAAUGUUUCACGCACUAGUAAACAUGACACCGCUAACAAAUCCGUGCCGACCAACGAUGUGACGUCACACGACAGUAAACAGCGGUGUGAAGCCAAAAGAUGCAUCAUAAACACCAUCAACUCCUACGAAGAUAAAAGAUUCCCCUCACAAGGCGUGAAUGCGGACGUGGCAGAGAACGCUCGUAUCGAGGACUCGGUGGCCACGGAGCUGUUGAACAGAACCCUCGAGAUGGAGGAGCAGGAACUGUACCGACACAUCGACGAUGUGAACAAGCACGCGGGGAGGGUCGACAACAGAACUAACUCCAUCAUCGAGGAGAUCUCGGACCAGCUACAGCAGGAGUACACGUUGGCGGAAGUGUCCGAAAUAUUGGAGACGCAUGUUGAAGAAGUUGAACAGAGGAGGAGGGAGAGUGGAGGAAUAUACGAGGAGGAGGAGGCGCUGGACACGACACUAGUGGGAGAUGUGUCCAAUGAUACACUGGUUGGAACGGGAAACGGAAAUGACGUCAUGACUGGUGAUGAUGAAGACCUGGGAGGAGGGGGAGGGGAGGGGUCCGCUGAUGAUGAAGAAUUUGAAGACUGUAUCGAGGAAAUAAACGACUACACACUAGAGAUGAAACUCGCGCUCACUGAUUGA
Danaus chrysippus (African queen) is the source of this 5049-nucleotide messenger RNA. The record is from the annotation of a GenBank genome assembly. NCBI's taxonomy places the organism in Eukaryota, Metazoa, Arthropoda, Insecta, Lepidoptera, Nymphalidae.